Molecule: messenger RNA, 1602 nt
Organism: Vitrella brassicaformis
Lineage: Eukaryota; Vitrellaceae
Source: the annotation of a GenBank genome assembly
CUUUGCGUCACCGCAGCGCUCGUCACCAACAUCACGUGACCUCUCGCAGCCUCAUUUGCCUCUCUGUUCAUCGCAUAUCCUGAGGCGGUGAUGACGCCCGCGAACAAGAAGACCGAGGUGACGUGCAUCAUGGCCGCCGGCGGGCAGCCGCUCGUCAUAUUCCGCCACAAGACGUCGCUCAUCAUCUGUGGCGGUCUCGCCAACGUGAGCCUGGACCACAUCCACGUCAAGCCUGCCAAGGCCAUGCUGCUGUUCGCUGCCAGUGGGGCUGACGGACGCAAGGACACCAUCAACCUCCAGCCUGCUCAGCUCGAGAUGAGUGGAGGUGGCGGCCUUGUGCUGCUGGGUGGAGACGCCUCGAGGGCAAGAUCAAGACGCUGAGCGCUGCAAGUGGUCACCAGGCGGUGUUUGAGGGCAUCUACGAUGUGGCCGACAUUGGCAGGUACGUGAGAGAGAAACACACGAGAGAGAAAUACACAUACUGUACGGGGCCAACGCAAGCGACGGUGUGUCUUCUCCUCUCCCACCCUUCAGUGUUGUUGCGGUUCAUGGCGACGGUUCGCUGACGCUCUGCCUCGCGAAGAAUGGCCUGGUGUUCCCUCAGGUCGAGGGGCCCGCAACCGACCCCACGGAUAUCGUCAUCAAGGCCAAGGGCUACGACAUCAAGGGCGAGAGCUGCAACACCACCCAGGACCAGGACGGCUACCACGUCUUCGAGACCACCGUCCGCCCCAGCGACACCAAGACACUGACGCUGACCCUCAGCCCCACCACGGCAGACAGCGAUGCGGCCUCCCCUUCUGACAACCACAACCACAACCACAACGGCAACGGCAACGGCGAUGACACGGCGUCUGACAAGGCGGACCCUUCCUACACCGUCGACCCCGACAACGAGUGAGGGAGAGGGAGAGGGAGGGAGAGGGAGAGGGGGAGGGGGGGGAUAUAUAUUGGCAGAGAGAAUGAGAUGGGGGUAGGCUCCAUUGCCGACACGUGUGUCGUUUUGAGCGAUGUGGCGACCAGUGAGGGAUGCGGGGAGAAAUCAAGUGAGGAUAUAGCGACACAUACGUUUUGUCUUGUUGGCCUUCGUUCCCAUUCGUUCGUGUGCCUAGAGGUUAGGUUCUUUUGUUAGCAGCCAGCAGGGUUUUUGAGUCCUUGCCUUUUGCAGGCAGGCGGGCCAGGCCUUCUCCUCUCUAGUGAGUGUGCAUCGACCGACCCUUUGUCGUGUGUGGCCUGUGUACAGAGAGGAUGGCUGUUUCUGGAUUCUAAGACAAUAUGGAGAAGAGAGGUAUCACAUGUGCUCUUGUGUCCAAGGGGAGAGAAAUGCUGGGGUGCUGUGUGUAUGUGUAUAUAUACUUCCGCUUUAUCUACUGGCUUUCCGUGCGUUGUGUGUCUAUACUUCAUACAGAAUCGGCUUUCUCUUCUGAUCUGUCUGCUGUAGACGGUGGCCGCUGGACAGUCACGAACAAACACGAGAGACAGACAUGUGCACGCGCACACAUCCGAGCAAAUACGAUACAGCGAGACAACUACAUGUAGGUGCCCUGGCGAACGCCACAAAGGACAAAGAAAACCCUCAGAUAAUUUAAGCAACUUGCGGGC